ACAGACUCAUAGUGCAGGCGAUGGAAGCGAAGGAGGGUGUUCCGACGAAGUUCAAUAGUGGCAUAGAUGUGGCUAGGCAUAUCAUCAAACGCGACGGUCCGAAGGGAUUGUACCGAGGGUUCUGGUCUAGUCUCUCCAUGUAUGCACCUAGUUCUGGUAUUUGGUGGGCCACCUACGGCUUCGUGCAGGACAAGUUGAACAACCGCGUGCUCACAUGCGAAGAGGAUCGCCAGACGUACCGUGUGCCAGUCCAGGCUUUCUGUGGGAUGUCUGCCGGCAUGACCGCCGCGACACUGACAAACCCCUUAGACGUCAUCAAGACACGCAUACAGACCAGCAGCAAGAAGCUCACUGUUGCAACCGCUGUGAGGCAACUCAUCAGCACGGAAGGAGUGAUGGGGUUCUCAAAUGGCAUGACGGCCAAAGUCAUGAACUCCGCACCGGUGUCUGUGCUGAUGAUUUCUGUGUACGACCUAGUCAAGCGAUUGAGUGUGAAGGCUGUGCCACACUUUCACGUAGAAGGGGAGCCCCACAAGAUCGUGAUGCUGACCAAGAAGGAGGACGGGUGGACCGCCGGUGACGGCCGGAAGAUAAAGGAGAAGGAGGAUAAGAAGUGAACCAGUGAGCGGGUAUAAUUUAGUUGUGAGCAAUAUGCGACAGGUAAUAUGCGACAAGAACCGUCAAUUGGUGCACGGAUAUGAGACGGCAUGAGCAUUUCAGAGCUGGUAUAUGGCGUCGGGCAGCUCGUUGACAAAUAUUGUCGACAAGUUAGUGACAUAUGCGACACAGGAACUUGAUUGCAUUCGCAAGGAGCGGUUACAAAAUGAUAGUUUCACGCCAAAGUUAACGUAUAGGGCGGAACAGUUAUGUGUAACCGGAUGCGAUGAAUGAUGCGAAACGCAAAUAAUCAUGUGCAAUUUCAGCACGGUACCUACGUUUGCGUCGCGCUGUGCGAUGCAUCAAGCGAAUCUCAGUGAAUGAGUGGGGGGUGAAUAUACAUAUUUAUAUAUAUUUAUAUAUAUAUAUAUAUAUAUAUAUGUCCACCUAUGGUGUGUAUCUUGCCGUCCUGCGUCAUUGUAGCUGAAUACGGUUUUCAAGACAAAUCAAACUGGGGUGCAGAAGGGAAAGGGCAAGGAUGUUCAUAUCUUCUCCACGAGUACCACUCGAAUGCACGUGCUACCGUGAGCUGGUCGACGGAGAUCGAUUAAAAGUUAAGCCAGAGGCGUGGUGUAGUUGAAGAGUAGAGAAUUGCGAGGAGAGAGACCGGUUAAGAUUAUGUUGAUAUUUUGACUGGCCCGGAUGUUAGAGUGCACCGAUGAAUAGAUGCACGCGUCACAAUGCAGAAAUGAGCUUAUGGCGGCGUAGAGAUGGCUUCGUGUUGCAUAUCACCUGCGUGCUGUCCUACUGCCAAGAAGUCGCACACCGGUUGUGCUAGAGCAAGGGCGUCACCCAGUAUUGAGUAGUCGAUAUUCACCAACACCUGCGCCUAUGGGUACGCAAGAAGUUCACUCAAUCAGCCAGGGAAAUCAUUUCAAAUCCCGACUGGUUAUUUUUAGAAUUAAGUUUUGCAACAGUCUAGGAAUGCGAGUUAGUUAGCCAAACUCAAUUUCCCAGCUUUGGAUGUAUGGAUACUAUGAGAGAAUCAGAAUUGACUACAGAUUUAGUACAUGUCAAGCCUAGCAGAUGAAACAAUAUAUAUAAAACUCGACCAUACUAGUAGUAACUAGAUGUAUGAAUGCUAUUGUCGUCUAAACGUGAAUAUAAAGGAAGACGAGUACAUUCAGAUAGAUGCAAGAUUUGAAAUCCUGUACAGAAACUACGGAAGAAAUUUAUCACACAUGCACGCAAUAUAC
Molecule: messenger RNA, 1853 nt
Organism: Sphaeroforma arctica JP610
Lineage: Eukaryota; Ichthyosporea; Ichthyophonida
Exons: 5
Coding region: 21-617 (198 amino acids)
Source: RefSeq, a predicted model, not a curated record